AUGGUCCCUAUGUAUCUCGGAUACGGGGAAUCGAACCCCGAGCUGUGGCAGCAGCCCGUCCAGAUCGAUGGCGCGAGGAGCUUUAGCCAGUCUUCCAAGCGAGGCGCCGCCCUGAACGCUGCCCAAGAAGCUCUCAAGGCCGCCAAGGAAGCAGCCAACCUGUCCCCCGAAGUUGUCAAGGCGCGCAUGAGUCCCGAAGAGACCAAGCGUCUUUCUAUGGUUCGAAAUAUUGGUAUUGCAGCACACAUCGACAGCGGUAAAACAACAUGCACCGAACGAGUCCUCUUCUACACCGGCCGAAUCAAGGCGAUCCACGAGGUUCGAGGUCGAGACAGCGUCGGCGCAAAGAUGGACUCUAUGGAACUGGAACGCGAGCGAGGAAUCACCAUCCAAUCCGCCGCGACCUUCUGCGACUGGGACAAAAAGGAAAACGGAAAAAUGGAAACCUAUCACAUCAACCUGAUUGACACCCCUGGCCACGUCGACUUCACCAGGUCGAGCGAGCCCUGCGAGUUCUUGACGGCGCCUAUGAAACGGUACAAUGUCCCCCGGAUUAGCUUCGUCAACAAGAUGGAUCGUAUGGGUGCCAACCCCUUCAAGGCGGUUGAGCAGAUCAACUCCAAGCUUAGGUUCCCCGCUGCCGCUGUUCAGAUCCCAAUCGGCUCCGAGAAGGAAUUCGAGGGUGUCGUGGACUUGAUCCACAUGCGCUCCAUCCGAAACGACGGCCACCGAGGUGUUCAGCUCAAGAUCUCCGACCAGAUCCCCGAGGAUCUCAAGGAACUCGCCCAGCAGAAGCGCCAGGAGCUUAUCGAGAAGCUUGCCGACGUCGACGACGAGAUGGCCGAGAUGUUCCUGGACGAAAAGGAGCCUACCCCUGAGCAAAUCAAAGCAGCCAUUCGCCGAUCCACCAUCGCCCUGAAGUUCACUCCCGUCUUGAUGGGUACCGCUCUUGGUGACAAGUCUAUCCAGCCGAUGCUCGACGCCAUCUGUGACUUCCUGCCGAACCCCUCCGACGUGCAGAACAUGGCCCUCGACCGCUCCCAGAAGGAGAAGCCGACAGCUCUGGUCCCGUACAACGCCCUCCCCUUCGUCGGUCUCGCCUUCAAGCUCGAGGAGAACCCCUACGGCCAGCUCACCUACAUCCGUGUCUACCAGGGUCAGCUCAAGAAGGGCAGCUACCUGUUCAACUCCCGCACCAACAAGAAGGUCCGUAUUCCCCGUAUUGUGCGCAUGCACUCCAACGACAUGGAGGACGUCAGCGAGAUCGGUGCCGGUGAGAUCUGCGCCGUGUUCGGCGUCGACUGCGCGUCCGGCGACACCUUCACCGAUGGCAACCUCCCCUACACCAUGAGCUCCAUGUACGUCCCCGAGGCCGUCAUGUCCCUGUCUAUCAAGCCCAAGCGGAGCAGCGACGCCGAUUCCUUCUCCAAGGCCAUGAACCGUUUCCAGCGCGAGGACCCCACCUUCCGCCUGACGGUCGACGAUGAGUCCGAGGAGACCAUCAUCUCCGGUAUGGGCGAACUGCACCUUGAGGUCUACGUCGAGCGUCUCCGCCGCGAAUACAAGGUCGAGUGCGAGACCGGUCAGCCCCGUGUGGCCUACCGCGAGACCAUCACCCGCCGUGCCGACUUUGACUACCUUCUCAAGAAGCAGACUGGCGGUCCCGGCGACUUUGCGCGCGUCAUGGGUUGGUUGGAGCCGUUCGAGGAGGACCCUGAGAAGAACCACUUCGAGACGCAGGUGGUGGGCGGCACGAUCCCGGACAAGUUCCUGGCGGCGUGCGGCAAGGGUUUCGAGAUGGGAUGCGAGGAGGGCCCGCUGCUGGGCCACAAGGUGAUCGGCGCCAAGCUGGUGGUCAACGACGGCGCGACGCACGUGACGGACUCGUCCGACUACGCCUUCCAGAUGGCGACGCAGUCUGCGUUCCGCAAGGCGUUCAAGGACGCCGGCGGCACGGUGCUCGAGCCGCUGAUGAAGACGACCAUCACGGCGCCCAACGAGUUCCAGGGCAACAUCAUCAUGCUCAUGAACAAGCGCGGCACCAUCGUCGACACCGAGAUCGGCCCGGAGGACUUCACCCUCAUCGCCGACUGCUCGCUCAACGCCAUGUUCGGCUUCAGCUCGCACCUCCGCGCCUCCACGCAGGGCAAGGGCGAGUUCAGCAUGGAGUUCAGCCACUACGCGGCGGCACCGCCGCAGUUGCAGAAGGAGCUCAUUGCCAAGUAUGAGAAGGAGAGAUUCGCGAAAUAG
Diaporthe citri is the source of this 2250-nucleotide messenger RNA. RefSeq lists its product as uncharacterized. The transcript is spliced from 6 exons. The record is from RefSeq and is a predicted model, not a curated record. Gene Ontology annotation, biological process: mitochondrial translational elongation. Gene Ontology annotation, cellular component: mitochondrion. Gene Ontology annotation, molecular function: translation elongation factor activity; GTP binding; GTPase activity. Lineage: Eukaryota; Fungi; Ascomycota; Sordariomycetes; Diaporthales; Diaporthaceae. Bases 1 to 2250 code for a protein of 749 amino acids.